AUGAAAAAUAUUUUUCUGCUUCAUUUUACGGUGUGUUUAUCUGGUGGAGCUAUUGCUGGCAUGGUAAUUGGUUGUGUCUUUGGUCUUUUGCUGAUUCUGGUUCUUUUGGUGUCCUUGUGUAGAAAAAGUGCCCAGAGUGUUGAUGUUGAAAGUGGCACCGGUGAUGGUGAUGUGAGUAAUGCAGAUUCUGGUUCGGCUUGGAUUUCAACUUCGGCCAUUUUAGAUGAUUUGUUAAGAGCUUCUGAAAAGAGUUUGGUGUUUGGUGAGAAUGUGAGUAGAAAGUUUAGUUUAGAUGAUUUGUUAAAAGGCCCUGCGGUAGAUUUAGGAAAAGGGACAUUUGGAAAAUCUUAUAAGGUAGCAUUGGAGAUGGGAGUGACUGUGGCUGUGAAAAGCUUGAAGGAUGUUACUGCAAGUGAAAGAGAAUUCAAGGAGAAAAUAGUGGAGUUAGGAAAACUCUUUCAUGAGAAACUGGUCCCACUUAGGUCUUAUUAUUAUAAGAGAGAUAAAAACCUUAUUGUGUAUGAUUACAUGCCAAUGGGAAGCUUAUCUACACUCUUGCAUGGACGUAAUGGAACUGCAAGGACUCCACUAAAUUGGGAAACUAGGUCAACCAUAGCCCUUGGUGCUGCACAAGGGAUUGCAUACCUACACUCACAAAGUCCAACAUUUUGCCAUGGAAACAUCAGGUCAUCAAACAUCCUUCUCACAGAAUGUUACGAGUCUCGUGUCUCCGACUUUGGCCUCGCAUAUCUUGCUCUUCCAAGUGCUGCACCCAAUCGAGUUUCUGGUUACCGUGCGCCAGAGGUCACCGAUACCCGUAGAGUAUCCCAAAAGGCAGACGUUUACAGCUUUGGCAUUAUGCUUCUGGAGCUUAUCACAGGUAAAGAUCCUACUCGUUCUUUGCUGAAUGAGGGAGUAGACCUACCAAGAUGGGUCCAGUCGAUCAUUCAGGAUGAGUGGAACACUCAGGUUUUCGACAUGGAGCUUCUGUUGUGCCUACAUGCGGAGGACGAAAUGGUGAAACUUUUGCGGCUUGCUCUUAAAUGUACUGAUCAAUAUCCUGAUAAAAGACCUUCUAUGGAUGUGGUUGUAUGCUUGAUUGAGAAAAUUUGUCAUACUAGUUUAGUGAAAAGGCGAGAAUAUUUGUUUAAAAUGGAGAGAAUUGAUGAGAAUAUAGAAUUAAAGAGAGGAACCUUGUGA
Lathyrus oleraceus (garden pea) is the source of this 1200-nucleotide messenger RNA. RefSeq names its product probable inactive receptor kinase At1g48480. Bases 1 to 1200 code for a protein of 399 amino acids. Gene Ontology annotation, biological process: protein phosphorylation. The record is from RefSeq and is a predicted model, not a curated record. Gene Ontology annotation, molecular function: protein kinase activity; ATP binding. The transcript has 2 exons. Lineage: Eukaryota; Viridiplantae; Streptophyta; Magnoliopsida; Fabales; Fabaceae.